Messenger RNA from Fusarium mangiferae, 1062 nucleotides. RefSeq lists its product as uncharacterized. The coding region runs from base 1 to 1062 and encodes 353 amino acids. The record is from RefSeq and is a predicted model, not a curated record. Lineage: Eukaryota; Fungi; Ascomycota; Sordariomycetes; Hypocreales; Nectriaceae. The transcript is spliced from 4 exons.
AUGGACCAGCCAAUUCUCGCUCCUACACCAUCGCAUCAUGAUGUCAGUCCUUUUUGGAAUGUCCUCCGCCGGUGCUUGUCAAAAAGGCUCAAUGCAGAUGAUGUCGCGUUCCUCGAGUUAUUUUCUCGCAUUCUCAUUGGCCGCGACAAUUGCCCAGAUGAGAUCUCAAGAGCGCUAGAAAAAGGUAUCGAACUCGAAUGGGAGGAUGUCUACGAUUUUGUGAAUCCUUUCGGCGACAAAAGAGGUCGGGCUUUUAAUAGUCUUUGGAAAUUCGACCUCGAUAAGGAUGUUCUCUUUCUCACGAAGCAGGAUCGGCUUUGCUCUGCACCUCUGCGCCUGGCAAGAGAGAGAAUAUUUACUUUGGACGACUUUGAGAUACUGAAAUCCCAAACUGAAACAAUCGCAGAGGAGGGACUUGUACCACGACUGUACUGGGACCUUCAACCCAAAGUUGAUGAUCGAAUAAAGGCAUUUCUUGGCCGGAUUCUCCGCGACUUUGGCCAUACGUGGCGCCACGUUCUACGAGCAGAAAUGAACAAAACCACUUUUACGAAGCUGGCAUACGCUAUUAUCUGGAUUCUAAAUCUGGACUUCACCAUAGUGGAACGUAUGGGAUUCGAGCACGUUGGUGGCCGCGGCGGGCCAUAUGUUGGAGUGGCAGACUUGCCACGAUGGGAUGCUCCAGAUGAAACGAUCGUGCGAGUUGAGCAUGUUGAAACCCGUGCGACGAUGACUGGUACUGCGACGUACACAAUAUUGACUCUCAGACAAAUAACCUGCUGCAAGGUUUACGAUGGCGAACUGGUAUACACACGACCCGAGCCAAUAUUCAGCGACACUCCCCCCUCUUAUUCCGCUAUCGAUCUGCUUCUCUGGGCAUCAGACUUUCAUCAAGCAGAACCUCAGCCUCGUCGGCUCAAUUACCUUCCCAUUGAGAUCCAGGACAGGAUCCUUCGUCAGGCUUCAAUGAGCAGUGUUGCAGCAGCGAAAUUGAGUGUCGAGCUUGCUCUAGGGUCGCCAUUUUCGUGGGCUGAACAAGGCAGGAAGAUCAAACGGUACUAA